GGUUCUCGCUACUUCAGGGAAAAAUUAGUUCACUCGUCUUGGAGGAUUCUCCUAAAGAAAUGCUCCUGCAUGAUUCUCCUUUGUUUCAUGUUGAACGGAGGUUCAAGGCCAGACCGAGUCCGAGGUUCGAAUGCUGCCGUCCGUAGCUCGGCCUGCAAAAUGCAAAGGGCUCAUCAACGGCCUAAUCACACAGGCCCCCCGACACCUGGGAGAAAGAAGGAGACGGAGAAUUCCAGACGAAGAGGCUGCGGCAGGUGGAACGCAAAACGGCGCGGUGGCGUGUACCUCCUUCAUGAGAGAUGCUGCGAGAGUGGGAGCGAGACGGAGAGGAAGAAGGCACGAUAAGGUGCACACGUAGAGGGAGAGCGAGAGAAAGAGGCGGCAGACGCGGCGGCGGGAAAGAGAGGGUACGAGAGAAGAGCUCGCCGGUGGGAGAUGCCGAAGAGGAGGCCGAAGACGGCGAAACGAACGCGAACGGAAGGACCUGCCGGUCGGCAGGAGAAGGGAGCUCUAGGUUCCUCCGACCCAUGGAGGAGGAAAAGAUGGUGGAGGCGCUCGAGGAGGAGGUCAGGGAGGUGGGAGAAGCCGAAGAGAUGGGCCCGAGAGUGGUCUCCUCCAGGAGAGCUACAGUUCGACCACGAGUCCGACUCGGGCUUUAUCCCGGUUCGCGGAGAGAACGCGCGACGCGUCCUCGUCGGCCGCGGAUUUUGUGACGGUUUCGGCCUAGGAUCCCUCCCCUCCUGCCGGAUGGAUGUAGAUUUAAGUGGUGAUUAGGAUAAGUCACGGUACACGAGCUACGAUGCUCGCUCGUCGGGCAGGUCCGGUUGUGUGGUACCGGUUUAGUGACUAGCGAUCGUGGAUGCGGAUCUUCCCGGGUUUGCGCCCGCACAGUGCCCUCUUCUGGGUCCCCGGCUCUGGGAGACCUCUUCGGGCUCGAUGCCGGGAACGGCGAAUCGCGAGAUGAUGCCGGUACACCCUUGAGCCGGCGACUUCGAUCGGAGUCGGUGUCUAGAGCCUCCAGACCGCGGACGUCUGGUCGUUCUCGUAAACAUCGGGCAGGAGGAAUCCCCGCGACGAGGGCUCGACUCGGAGAUCCGAAGAGUCCGUCGAGUGCCGCCAUUAGGUAGCUGCCUAUCGGGCCGGCGUCGCCAUAAUUGGCAUCCUAGACGUCACUUGAACGACGACUAGUUAUAACUUCGUCCCGCAUUCUGGACCUCUCGACUCCCCCCGAGAAGCGCCAUCCAUCACCGCGGUUUUACCUGCAGGUCCGUUGAUCGUUCCUUGGUUUCUCUGCAGGGGCUUUAAUGGUCCACGAUGUGCAUCCGCCGGACCGGUGAAUCCCGAGAUCCCGAAGAACUGUCCUGCCGACUUGGACGAGGUCAUCGAGGUCCUCCAGGGACCCCCAGCUGAGAAACGGGGGGAGUCUCGUCCUGAACGGCCCACCUUCCGAUUCACCGACACUGGCAUCACCGUGACGACUCUACAGCUCAUUUAUCUUUGCGGUUUUACCACAAGGUUCUCCAAUAUUCCGUGGUUCCGCCGAACCCAUCAUUUCUGAUCCGGGUGGUCCCCACUGACCCAGGGUCUCGCUUAACCCGACGCCCACCGUCGUUGGGUUAAGUCGCCCGGUUCUGGGAGAGCUACCACGCGGGACCGAUGAAAAGACACCGGGGGAAGAUAAGAGCGCCGCCAGUCUUGCCCUGAGGAGCAAAGCCGGCGAGUUUCUACUUUCACCAGGACUUACACGACCUCCAAAUUUAGCAGGUCCUGCACGUCGCGGUCGCCGUGCCUCAGACCUUCCCGAAGAGACCAGUGAACGAAAAAUUGACCCAAUGGAGCCUGUCGCAGGUGGACCGAGUCAACCUCUAUUUUCUCUCCGUACCCUAGGAAGUGCCGGCACGGUUCGACCUCGUCUUCCGUUGGACGUCUCUUCGACGAUCGACAUUCAGUGAUUCGCCUACCGGCAUCGGGUCUUAGAAGAGGUAGUAGAGGAAAAUGGACCCACCAGGACCCCUCGUCCGAGACCCUCCGCAAGCUCCCAGGGUGGAGAACCGAAUAACACUCGUAUUGCCUGCCCUACCUCAACAAGUGCCGCCAUCAUUCAUCCACGUUCACCGGCCAGCACCUCUUCAACACUCGGCGGCUUGCAAUCCGUUAUCGCUGCACCGGACCUCGUCCUAACUCACCUCGAGGAAACGAUGCUGUUACCGUUUCCAGCGACCUCGUUGAUGCAGUUGUCGUCGACCUCGCCGUGGUCGACGAGGGCCGUUCCCAGGUUUGGAGGCGCUGCGAUCGGAAAGGACCCUCGACGUGGAGUGGAGGAUACCAGAGGAAAUCGAAAGUCACCUUUUGGGACUACUCGUCAAGGGGAAUCGAGAUCGGCGAGAGACUCUUCACCGAGGGACGUUUCUCGUUCCGGGGGAGGUCGCCUCGGACGCCACUUUGGUCCCGCCAGAAGAUCGCUACCGGUGCCUCCUGGACCAGGAUGCUCCAGGGCUCUUUCGACUUCGUGAGAGAGGUCCCUUGACUCCUGGGACGUCCUCGUAGAGGAAGGCUUCCCUGAAGAGUCGAGGUGGUUUCGCCUGGGAGAGGGGAGCCGGCCAAGACGGAAGGAGGGAAAACCUGAAAGAACGAGACAGGAGUGCGGGCUACCUUCGCGCGACAAGGACGGGAGCUUCGAGAGAGCACCGAGAUCUCCUUCCAGGGAGCAACUUCUUCGAGGCGCGGGAAGGGGAACAGGAUGCUGUCGAACAGCCAGACCGCUUCCGGGACCAGCGUUGCAUUUCAGGGUGCACCUUGCAGCCAGUGCAGAGAUCUUUGUCCUGGCGGCUAUGUUCCUCACUUCUGGAGAAAAGUCUGCAGAAGCUGCAGGUGUCCGAGAGAGGACCACCGGAGGGUGCCAUCGGACGCAGGCGCGGCUUCGAGCCUGGCCCUGAGCUCCAGCUCGCAAAUGGCCAUGGCGAUGGCCUUCCAGAGCGGCGGGAUAGGCCCUCACCAGGAGCCCUUCAAGAGCCCCGUGCAGGCGGCGGCACCCCCCGUGGCAGCUGCAGCUGCAGCGGUGCAGCCCCUUCAGGAAGCCCUGGUGCACCACCAGAGGCACUCCCAGAGCGACGACGACAGCGGAUGCGCCCUCGAGGAGUACACCUGGGUACCUCCCGGCCUGAGGCCGGAUCAGGUCCACCUCUACUUCAGCGCCCUGCCGGAGGACAAGAUCCCGUACGUGGGGAGCGCAGGUGAACGGGAGCGCGUGCGACAGCUGCUGCAACAGCUGCCACCCCACGACAACGAGGCUCGCUACUGCAGCGGCCUCUCCGAGGAGGAGAAACGCGAGCUCAGGGUGUUCGCCGGACAGAGGAAGAGGGAAGCCCUGGGCCGAGGACACGCCAGCCAGCUGGAGAACGCUCAUGGGACGGGAUGCAGGGAGUGCGGACGAGGGAUAGCCGCGGGGGAGAUGGUCGUCGGGGCCAGCAGAGCGGGUCCCUCGGCCCUCUGGCACCCUGGCUGCUUCGUCUGCUGCAUCUGUCGGCAACUCCUCGUCGACCUGAUCUACUUCUGGAGGGACGGUCGACUCUACUGCGGACGCCAUCACGCCGAGACUCUCAAGCCCAGGUGCUGCGCCUGCGACGAGAUCAUCCUCGCCGACGAGUGCACCGAGGCCGAAGGAAGGGCCUGGCACAUGAGGCACUUCGCCUGCCUCGAGUGCGAUAGACAACUCGGAGGUCAACGAUACGUCAUGAGAGAGGGGCGGCCAUAUUGUCUGCACUGCUUCGACGCGUCCUUUGCCGAGUACUGCGACAGUUGCGGAGAACCGAUUGGCGUCGACCAGGGCCAAAUGUCUCACGAGGGCCAGCACUGGCAUGCCACCGAAUUGUGUUUCUGCUGUGCUACGUGUAGAACUUCCCUCCUGGGUCGGCCGUUUCUGCCCCGCAGAGGUGCGAUCUACUGCAGCAUAGCGUGCAGCAAAGGGGAACCCCCGACGACGCCGAGCGACUCUUCGGCGGGACUUCCACCCCCGCCUCCGCCUCCGUCAUUUCCUAGAGCCGGCAGGAGGCAACCACCCCCCAGCGAAGGGUCCUCCAGUCCACCUCCUCCCCCGCCGUCGCUUGCCUCCUCGAGACACCCCAUGGGGUCGCCGAGGAACUCCCCGAGGAUGCCGAGGAAGCAGCAGCAUCAGCAUCAGCAGCAUCGACAGCAGCAACAGCAACAGCGUCGGUUCCAAGACUCCCUCUCGCUCGCGACGACGCCGACCCAGGGAACGUCCACCGUCGAUUUUCCUGGCGACGCCCUCGGCACUUCUGGGUCCAGGGCGAGUGGCCUCGACAGGGUCUUGCUCGAGAGGAACCUCGAGAGGCUGCUGCAAGAACGGAGCACCUUCACCGAAGAAGCCCACGGCGAGCUUGGGAGGUUGAUGCAGGCGAGAGAUCGGGAACCCCUGCGAUGUGCGCCGACCUCCGUUCCAAGCCACGCAUCGAGCAUGCCGGAACUGCUCUCCGCGUCGAUUCCAACGUCGGUUCCGGUUCCACCUUCGUCGCCCCCGCCACCUCCGCCCUCGCCACCUCCGCCUCCACCUCCGCCUCUUCCUGGACCGUCCCAGCAGCAGAACUUCGGCUCUUUCUCGGCACCUGGUACCAGCUCCUCCACGAGCAACCAGGCCGACCCGUCGACGCCGACGUCGAGACGCGUCCGAUUUCAGGGCGACGACCCGACGCUGGCCGUGGCUUCCACGUCGUCCAUGCCGACGGAGACGCGCCCUUCGCCUUCGUCACCUGCCGGAGCCAGGGUGCCUCGAUCCUGGAGCCUGCAGCCGGAGGAAGUUCCUAGCACCUCGUCCUGGGGUGGAGGCGCGUCGAGCAGGUGCAGGUCGAGGGCGGACGAUCAGGAGAGCUGCUGCUCGACCUGCAGCACGUCGAGCAGCUCCGACGAGGCCACGGCGUACACCUUGCCACCUAGAAGAGCUUAUGGAGGAGUCAGGAUAUCCUACGUGCCGAACGACGCGGUCGCCUGUGCUCGUCGAAGAGCUCCGUCGCAGUCCUCGCCCCAGUCGCACCAGAAGGACGAGAAGUGCGUCGUCUCCUGAUCGUACCUGGCCGUCUCGACGCCUAUUUAUUGCACACCCCGCACUUCCUCGAGGGCGAUGUCGCAUCCGGAGACUACGAGCACCUCGGCACGGGACGUUCCUCAAAAAACCCCGUCGACGUGCCUUUUGCAUACCUAGGGCUCACCGGACUUCGCUUUCCUCGAAGAAGACGAACCAGCCGUGCCUGUACAUACUUUACACUGCAGCGGGACUGUUUAUGACAUUGCCAGUGAUUUUUUUACGCCGGAAACUCAUGUACAAACGUCAUUGUAUGCUGGUGAACGCGAACGUCUUCCCUGUCGGUAUGAUUUCUUCAGGGUACGAAGGGAAGGCGUACAUAGCCAUCGUUGUACCUGCGACCCUGUAUCCUGUACAUACGCGACGACGCCACCCUCGCCCAAUUUCCUAGCGAGAAGGGACUUAUUAUUAAUUUCCGACGCGACCUUGGCAUCGUUGCUCCCAUUAUUAUUGUUAUUAAUAUUAUUAUCGAUCCCAUUGCCACCAGUACGACUGUUUUCAUUUGCAUCCCUCCGGAAUCUCGGUACAUUUUCCGCGGUUUCUGUAGAUUAAUUUACUGUCCGAGGGAGCCUGUCGGGCGUUGAAGUCUCCCGGCGGAGGAAACGACGUAACGUCUUGACCUUAAAUAAUUAUUUAAUUUUUCAUUCUCUCAAUGAUGAAAUUUAUGGCCCAGGGAAGGAUUACUUUCUUUCACUGAAACAGAUCAAGUUGCGACUCAUUGUUCGGCCUGGAAUUAAUUUGUAGUCACCGUAAUGACGAGUGAUUUCAACGCUUGGCAGGCGCCAUUGGAACUGUAAUAAUGAUCGUUAAUGUAACGGCCGAUAAGUGAAAGCCAACAAUCAGAGCGAAGAAAUCGCGAGGAAGAAAUCCUACAUUGUUUUAAUUUAAAUUAUGGUGAUCAACCUGCGUGUAGUUGUACUUCUUGAAAUCCGCGAAACGCGAUUUCGGAAAGUAUCGAAAUUUCUUCGGGAAGGAAAAUAAUCUCAAGUGGUCUGGAUUUCUGGAUUUCCGGAUUCCUCUCGUUGAAUCAAUUUCUGAGUUUUUUAAAGGACAAUAUCUAUAAAUCGCUUCAACGGUCUGAAAAUUUAACGGCGUCCGGUUUGUACAAGAGCGAGUAAUGUAAAUGGAGUAAUGGUAAUGGAUAAUGGCUUCACUCGGAAUCCCCGAAGAAUAAACGAAAACGUUCCCAGCCAAAGAAA
Orussus abietinus is the source of this 6294-nucleotide messenger RNA. Its product is annotated as protein prickle. Gene Ontology annotation, molecular function: zinc ion binding. The transcript is spliced from 10 exons. Lineage: Eukaryota; Metazoa; Arthropoda; Insecta; Hymenoptera; Orussidae. The record is from RefSeq and is a predicted model, not a curated record. The coding region runs from base 2741 to 5077 and encodes 778 amino acids.